GAAGGGCAUUGAUUGUUUUCAGUUUUGCUGAGGGCUUUUUUGUUUGUUUGUUUUGGUUUCCCACCGCGACGACGCCCCUACACGUACAACCCACACCCGCGAACACUCUCCCAUGCAUCUGAGCCUGUCCUCGACGCGGCACCUGGGUGGGACGAUCACCGCCGGCUCCACCGCCUCCGGCUCCCGUUACGCCAGCCACACCGCACGCGCCCCGCACACCCUCUGCUGGAUGGAGCUCGCCGUCUUCCCCGGCUUUCCGGGUGUCCCGUCGCUCUCCGGCACGCAGGUGCAAGGCAGGCAAGACUUGCUGGCCUCCACGAAGGGCGCCGGCGCCCCACAUGAAACGAGCUUGAUGUUGCAGAUUGAGCUGUUCGACGACGAGUGCCCGCACCUCUGCGCCAACUUCCGUCGCCUGUGCAACGGGGCCUCCGCUACGCGGCAGGGCACGGUGUACUGCUACCAGGGCCUCGCCCCGAGCUACCGCGGCACGUACUUCCACAAGAUCAUCCCUUCCUACUGCGCGCAAGGCGGCGACAUUACAAUGCGCGUGGUGCCCGGGGGCAGUAACAGCUACUCAAGCGCAGGCCGCGGCUGGCUGCCGGAUGAGGCGAAGAAGCGGCGUCACAACGAGGUGGGUCUCGUGUCCAUGGCGAACAACGGGCCGAACUCCAACGGCUCGCAGUUUUUCAUCACCACCUCCGCCUCAAAUGAGCGCAGCUUCAAUGGCAGGCACUGCUGUGUAGGGCGCGUGGUGCAAGGGCUGGACCAGUUCUUGGGCCUGGUCGCCCCCUGCGGGGACAAGGACGGGCGGCCGUCGCGGUAUGUGGUAGUGGUCGACUGCGGAGGGGGCGAGGCGCCGUCCAGCACGUUUGGCGCUUCUGUGCUGCCGCUGACGGACGCUGGAGAAGGCUACGCAGACACGACGGCGGCGACAACGGCGACAACGGAGGAGGAAGGGGUGAGAGAUCAAACCUGCGUGCACGACGCGUCAAGUGAGCUCGUCGCCACUGCGCAAGAUGCGCCAGCGUUGGAAACGGCGACGGAAACGCUGGAGGCUGUCCGUACACCAUCGCCGCUAUCACCACCGGCAGUACCUGCGGCGGCCGCAGAAGCUGCCGUUGAGGCGGCGGCGACGCCAAGCCCGCCUCCUGCCGCCUCACCACUGCCUCUGAAGAGUUCGAUGAAGAAGAGCGCGGCGGCAUCCAGCAAGCACGUCACGUACAAGGAAUGA
Messenger RNA from Leptomonas pyrrhocoris, 1231 nucleotides. Its product is annotated as putative cyclophilin. The record is from RefSeq and is a predicted model, not a curated record. The coding region runs from base 113 to 1231 and encodes 372 amino acids. Gene Ontology annotation, molecular function: peptidyl-prolyl cis-trans isomerase activity. Lineage: Eukaryota; Euglenozoa; Kinetoplastea; Trypanosomatida; Trypanosomatidae. Gene Ontology annotation, biological process: protein peptidyl-prolyl isomerization. The transcript has a single exon.